This is a messenger RNA of Saccostrea cuccullata (small rock oyster), 3683 nucleotides long. RefSeq lists its product as uncharacterized. The transcript is spliced from 3 exons. The coding region runs from base 10 to 2844 and encodes 944 amino acids. The record is from RefSeq and is a predicted model, not a curated record. NCBI's taxonomy places the organism in Eukaryota, Metazoa, Mollusca, Bivalvia, Ostreida, Ostreidae.
UUUGUCUUGAUGGAUCUUCGCCGGGCGGCUGUUUUACUAUGUCUCUUUGUCAUAUUUGUUGGAGGACAAUCAAGAAUCCAUAACAUUCGAAAGCGUGAUACUGAGGACGAUGGAGCAUCCACAGACAGUAACACAGACGAUGGCGUAUCAAAUACAGACGCACGAAUUGAAACUGACAACGUAGGACCCAUCCUUGCAGAUCCUAUAGUAGACGCUGAUUUGACAGAAAAUUCAUUACCUCGUGAUCCAAUAAUGAAUACCGAAUCAGAUAAUAGCGAUUCAAGUGCUCCAGGUCUCAUUCCCGAGCCAGGACUCAUUCCCGAGCCAUCCAAUUAUGCUGCUGACCUCAAUGAACCUUCAGAAAUGAUUAGGAAUACUCAACUGGACAUCCCUGAGGGUAUGAGACUUCAGCCAAUGGAGGUUGCAGAAGAAUCUAAAGAUGACAGCAAAGAGAGUUCAGACAAAACACUGCUUAUGGGAAAUGCUGGUGAUGGUCUUGGAGCAGCUAUAGGAGCUGGAGAUGAUGAUUCAAAAGAAGGUAUAGAUGGCGGUAAAACUGAUGACAAUGACAACGUGGGAGGAUUCGGAGGUGAUUUAGGACUGGGUACAGGAUUUGAUUAUACGGAAAAGACUGAUAGUGAUUCAGGAGAAGGCAUAAAGGAUGAUUCAAGCGAAAAGAAAACUUGCAUAGGGUGUGGAGACGAUUCUGACAGUAAGGAAGGCAUAGGUAGCGACUUUGGUGAAAAUGGUAUGUUAGGUGAUGGGCUGGGUUAUGGAGUUGGUGAUUUAAAUAUGGGUAGUGAUUCGAAGGAAGGAGCAGAUGGUGACAGUAGCGAAGAAAAUAAUAUUGAUCUAAAUUUCGAUGCAAUAAUGCCUUUCACUGAGGGGGAUAAAAGCGACUCAAAUGAAAAAAUUGAUGAUGACUCAAAAGAAGGAAGAGGAAGAGGAACUGUUUUAGGACUUGGAGGUGAUGAUGAUUCAAGUUCGAGUGAAGAAGACUCAAAAGAAUUCUCAUCUAGAUGGUCAACACUCAAAAUCGGAGAUAUUUUCGUAGACGGUGAAUAUGAUGCUGAAAGACGCGAUUCUUUCUGGAGGGAUCCUACCAUAAACCCUGAUUACAGAACCCUAGAGACAAGUCUUGACAGGCCACCAAUUCAAGGACCUACAUUUAUUAAACCAAAUCAGAUCCCUGGCAUGAAUACUAUUGAAGUUUCAACAGUACCUCCAAUUGAACCUUCAAUGGAUAACUACAUACCACCAGCUAACCCUGAUGAAAGAAUGCGAGCAGGUGGUAUGGAUCCAAGAAUGGUUGAUAGAACGUCAGAAAAUUUAAGACCAGUUGUUGACGCUAAUGGAAACUUUGUUGAUGGACCUGUUAAUCGCGGUGAAUAUGUGGAUUUGUCCAUCAGAGGAAGGGGGAAUUUAAUGCAUGGUGACAGACCAGGUAUUGAAGGAGCUGCAGUUGGUAAUUAUAUGAAGGGGCCAUCUGAUGUAAAAUCAUGGUCUGACUCUACACUAGAAACGACUGGAGUAAUCCAUCUUGUUCUUAAUUCCGGAAAACUGCAGGGAUUAAAGAAAAUUUGUGUUUACAUUCAUGACAGUCCUGAAGAAGCUGCCACUUAUUCCACCGAGAAAGGCCAACCUGCUGAAGGUUUGCAGUUCUUCCUGAAAUCUGCCCUUGAAGAUGGAAUCAUCACAUCAGAAAAGCUUAAAAUUGGCCGAAAUGGAAACAUAAAUGUCAAUAUUCCUGAUGGAGCAACGGAUAUGGGAGGAAGGAUUGAGAGUCAAUUUGGGCCUCCAAUGUCAGAGUAUACACCACCCAUUGAUCCACCUCCAUUCUUGAAUGACCCAAGGGAAAUGCCACUGGGUGGGGAUGCAAUGGGGAGGAGACCUUCAAGGCUCUUCUUGGCAAUUUCCAGUCAAAUGAGAGAAGCAGAAAGAGCAAAUCAUCUCCGAGACAGAGCUGAUCAGCUUCAGAGAAGAAAUGGUGGUAUCAUCAGAAUAUUCACCAAUCAACCUGAUGGUUCUAAAAAGAUGCAGAAGGUGUUAGUAAACUUUCGCCAACCAUCACUACCCUAUUAUAAAGACACUGAACCUCAGACUGUGAGGAUUCCUAGCAGAAGGACAACUAUCCGCUUUGGAGAACAACCUCAUGGAGGUGCUGAUCCACAUGACCAGCUCAGUGGAUCUGUUCAUGAAGUCUCACUACCAAAUGGAGACUUCCAUGUACACAGGCAUGGAGACAGACACGUAGUACAUGACCACGAUCAUGCCCACGUGGAUCCUUCUACACAUGACAGCGUUUUGGACAUAAUUAAUCAAAGAGAAUCAAGUAUUGGACCUGGUUCUUUUGACACACCCUUCCCCACAAUGAGAGAAGAUAUUCCAGGUCCUGGGGUUGAAGUAGCAAAUGCUGAGACGGACUCUGAUUCCUACGAAUCUUCUGAAAGGGAUCAUUCUUCUGAAAUACCUGAUGAUACCAUUAUAAAAGCUGAGGUUGACAUAGAAGAUAAUCUAAGGGACAAAAUAUCUGAACUGACAGAUAAUGACAUUGUUUCGGUUGCAGAUAAACGCAAAGAAAAUAUAGAUAGUGAGAAUUCUCAGGAGAGGACUGGUGACUAUAACAACGAAUCGGACAGGGGUGGAGAAAAUGAUCUUGUUCAAAAUUCCUUGGACAAUGUUGAAAAUCAUGCCAUCGUACAUACAACCAGUGGCCAAUCAAAGGAAAAAGAUACAACCCCAAAAGAAACGAACAGUAUUCUUCCUGAAAUGGAGGUGGCACGAGUCAAAACAAUAGAUAAGAAAGACGAUACUCCUAUUGAGGCUGAAUUAAACGAAGAUUAAACAAUUUCAUAUGCAGUUCACAACACUAGGAAUAGGGAAACUGACAGUGAAACACCAACGACUGAAAACAUCUUCAAAACAAAAUCAUAAUGAUGAUCAAAAGAUUGAAAUUAACCUUGAAGAUAAGAACGAUAUAUCAGUACGUUCUUUAUUAACUUUAGAUGAAACGAAACCAUAUGAUGUAGAAUCUAUUACAAAAUCUGCUAAGAUCACUUUAAAUGUUCCUGGAUCAGAUGACACUUGGAUAUCUCCUACCGAUGUGGGGGCUGUUCUUUCGAGUGAACAUUGCGUGUCUUGAUUUCAACAUUGAUUAUUACAGCUACUUUUGAAAAUUCACAACCGACUUACAUUGUUCUCAGUAUUAAACUUAGCCAAUAUUUACUGCAUAUGACACAUAUGACAAAUCAAGCCUUCCUUUCCUUGGUUGAAAUAAAGGACAACUUAUAUCAUAUCUUGAAGUAUUUUUCGUUGAAGUUUGAUUGUUACAGUUUUUAUAUAAUUAAUUUUUUUUUAAAUUCAAAAUGGAUAUUACUUUUAAAAUUUUGGGAGCUGACCUUAAUUACAUUUCACUUAGUGGUUCCAGUUUUAAAAUGGAAAUAACACUUUAUCAGUGUGUAAAACAAAGUGCAAUGAGCAAUAGUUUAUGUCUUCAUGUUUUGAAUUCAGACAUAGUUCUUUUUUUAAUAAAAAGAAAAACACUUUCUACCGUGAUUCAAGAUUGUUAAUUUUCAUGACGAUCUUAACAAAGACUGAAAGAUAAGAUGAAACAAACUAUAUUCUGAAUUUCACCUUUUUCUUAAAGUAACACUGUCACCUUUCAAUAUGAUAGCAAAAAAUAG